Messenger RNA from Dictyostelium discoideum AX4, 1269 nucleotides. RefSeq names its product patatin family protein. Gene Ontology annotation, biological process: lipid metabolic process; lipid catabolic process. Lineage: Eukaryota; Evosea; Eumycetozoa; Dictyosteliales; Dictyosteliaceae. The transcript has a single exon. The record is from RefSeq and is a predicted model, not a curated record. Bases 1 to 1269 code for a protein of 422 amino acids. Gene Ontology annotation, cellular component: cytoplasm. Gene Ontology annotation, molecular function: hydrolase activity.
AUGGAUUGGAUAAAAAGUUAUUUUAAUUAUUAUUUUAAAAGAGAAGUUGUAGUUAAAAAUAGUAACGGAGAUAGUAGUAAAAUUGAAGAUUAUGUUGUAGAUCAAUUUACGAUAUUAAAUAAUAAUGUUGAAGAUGGUAAUAAUAAUAAUAUUUUAAAUUCAAAUGAUGAUGGUGGUGGUAUAAAAAUAAUCGUUUCAUUUGAUGGUGGUGGUAUGAGGGGUAUUGUUUCAAUAUUAUUAUUAAAAGAAAUUCAAAAUAUAUUGGGAUUUGAUAUUGGAGUAAAUUGUGAUAUUGUUUGUGGUACAAGUACUGGUGGUAUAGUUACUUAUGCAAAAUUAUUUAGUGUUGAUAAUGAUGAACUUUUAAGACUUUAUUGCGAAUUUGGUAAGAAAAUAUUCCCAUCUUCAUCAAUGGGUAUAAUGUAUAACGUUUAUGAAGAGAGUACAUUAUGUAGUACCAAAGAGUUAAUAUCUACUUUAGAAACCAAUUUCCAAGGUAAAAUAAUGUCUGAUAGAAAAGGAUUCGUUGUAACUGUUGCUCAAGAUAAAAUCAGUGCUGAAAAAAGUGUAAAGAUUUUCGCAAAUUAUCAAAACCCUUCAACAAAUUUACAUGACGACGAUAGCACAUCAGUGGUGGAUAUCAUUCGUUCCACAGCUGGAAUUCCAGGUUUAUUCCAUCUCUAUGAAAAUGAUAAAUACAUCUAUUACGAUGGCGGAUUCCAAUACAAUUGUAAUUUACCAAUUGCAUUAAUUGAAGCAUCUUCACUAUAUCCAAAUGCUUCAAAAUUAUUAUUCAUUUCAAUUGGAACUGGUUAUGGUAAAAAUGAUUCACCCAAUUAUUAUUGUUCAAAUGAUUCAACUGAUGAUAGGGUUGAAGAGUAUUUAAAACAAUUUCAAGAUCAAUCAUCAAUUGGUGGAAUUAAAUUAAAAUCAUCUCAACAAGCUUCUCCAACAAAACUUGGUGGAAUCUAUGAUUUAAUUAAAAAUUUAUAUAAUCUUUAUAGAAAUUAUGUCAAUAUGACAGAUACUUAUGUAGUUUUACAACAAUUUUUAAAAGAUCAUCAAUUGGAUGACCAUAUAUUCACCUAUCGUUUUGAUGUACAAUUAGAAUAUGAUAUUAGUCUACGUGAUAGUUCAUUACAAGCUGAACAAGAAAUGCAAAGAUCAGUUUAUGAUUAUGUAAAUUCAAAUACUAGUUUUAAGAGAUCUGUUUCAAAUAUUAAAAAAUUAAUUGAAUUAAAUAAUAAUAAUAAUAAUAAACAAUUGUAA